Molecule: messenger RNA, 1050 nt
Organism: Trichoderma atroviride IMI 206040
Lineage: Eukaryota; Fungi; Ascomycota; Sordariomycetes; Hypocreales; Hypocreaceae
Source: RefSeq, a predicted model, not a curated record
AUGAAACAAUGGAUUACCCGUCAAGAUGGUCUAGAGAAACUAGAACUUGUGGAUACCCCUGAACCAAGCGAUCUCGAUGAUGGCGAUGUCUUAGUCAAAAUCAACUGUGUCAGUCUCAAUUAUCGAGAUACAGAAGUGUGCUCUGGUACCUUCGGAUUCCAUCCUAGCGCAGAUCGCAAAGAUGAACCCAUCGUCCCGUGUUCAGAUAUUUGUGGGACUGUGAUCAAGGUGUCACGGAACAGUGCAUACCAGAAAGGCGAUCGGGUCAUGGCUAUUUUUAAGCAGAGUCAUCUCACCGGCCAAAUGAAAGAGCAAGACUUUGAAUCUCUCCUUGGAGCACCAUUACCCGGCUGUCUCACACAAUACCGGGUGUUCCCGAGCGCAGGUCUUGUGAAAGUUCCGCAAUAUCUGACGGAUGAAGAGGCUUCGACCUUGCCAGUCGCAGCGGUUACCGCGUGGAUGGCUCUGAAUACAUUUCAGCCCCUAGGUUCUCCUUUGAAAGGAAGGGGGAAAGUUGUCCUGAUUCAAGGAACCGGCGGCGUGUCUGUCUCAGCAUUGCAAAUGGCGCAUGCACUUCAACUAACCACGAUUGUAACAUCUUCAUCAGACGAAAAGCUAAAAAGGGCACAACAGCUAGGUGCAACUUAUGCAAUUAAUUAUAAGAAGAAUCCGGAUUGGCACGAAGCAGUACUCGAAAUGACAGAUGGUAAAGGAGCCGAUGUCGUCCUCGAAUGUGGUGGCGCCGAUACCUUGGCAAAGUCAUUUAAGUGUGUCGCUUUUGGCGGCCAGAUCAGCUGUGUGGGUUACGUAUCUGGCAAAGAUGCCAGUUCACAAAUGAACACAAACGUACUCGCGUUGUCGCGAAACGUCACCCUGAAAGGCAUUGUUUGUGGGCCAAAAGAUAGGUUUGAAGAGAUGCUGCAGCUGUACCAGGAGACCGAGGUUCACCCUGUGAUUGAUCGGACUUUUGAGUUUCUGGAGGCCAAGACGGCUUUACGUUACCUUGCCGAAGGAGGUCAUAUGGGCAAGGUAGUUGUUAAAGUUGCAUAA